AUGACCUCCAAAGAAAACGAGAUGGCGACAACUUUUCACCACGAAGAGAAGGAUCCCAACUUGGAUGCGACUGAUGGAUCUCCGAUGGAGAACGAGAAGAAGGAUCCCUAUAUAGGGGAUACCGGCAUACACAUUGAUGCCGCGACAGACAAACGCCUUUUCUGGAUGAUCACGCGCCGGGUUCUUGUCAUUCAAGUGAUCACUUAUUUUUGCCAGUCUCUGGACAAAGGCAUCUUGAACUAUGCUUCCAUCAUGGGGCUGAAGGGAGAUACUCAUCUUGUGGGGCAGGAGUACUCAUGGCUGGGAACAAUUUUGUAUGUUGGAAUCAUCGCCGGCGAGUAUCCGCAAAAUUUGCUUUUGCAAAAGCUUCCGGUGGCAAAAACGCUCACUGCCAAUGUAUUCGUCUGGGGUGUCGUUGUGACAUGCUCGGCUGCUUGCAACAAUUUUGCAUCCCUCAUGGCUGUUCGAUUCUUACUUGGAUUUUUUGAGAGCUGUGUCCAGCCUGCCAUGAUGCUGGUGACUGGAAUGUGGUAUAAGCGAGAAGAGCAAUCUUUAUUGAACUCUCUCUGGUAUUGUAUGAGUGGAGUGCAAUUGAUGGUUGGAGGCCUUCUGGGAUUCGGUGUUUCUCACUUCACCAACGGACCAAUAAAGAAUUGGCAGCUUCUUUUCCUUGUGCUCGGUCUCUUUACGUGUCUUUGGUCUCUCAUCAUUGGAAUAUUUCUUCCCGACAGCCCCAUCUCAGCAAAAUGUUUUUCUGAGGAUGAGAAGCGCUUGAUGAUUGAACGAGUGCGGCACAACGAGACCGGCAUUGAGAACAAAAAGUACAAGAAGUAUCAAGUACUUGAGGCAGUUCAAGACCCGCUGGUUUGGUGCUGUGUGAUGCUUAUCCUUGUGGCAAACUUGGUCAUUGGCGGCCUCGGGGUAUUUUCCAACCUCAUCAUCCAAAAGUUUGGAUUUACUCUUCUUCAAACACAGCUUCUCAACAUCGCCCAGGGAGCUUGGAGCAUAAUCGUUAUGAUUGGGUCUGCCUGGGCGUCGCAACGAUUCCAACAAACAUGCUUCGUAAUGAUAGUAUACACCAUCCCAGCAAUCGUUGGAACAAUCGUCAUUCUCGUCGUCACUCCAAAUCCAUCCAACGCAGGGGGAAUGCUAAUCGCCUUCUAUUGCACACAAUUCUUCCCAGCCCAAGGCAACAUGAUCAUCUCGCUCAUCACCCGGAAUAUUGCCGGUCAAUCGAAGAAAAGCUUCACCAUGACUAUGCUCUUUGUCGGCUGGGCUGUUGGCAAUUUGAUUGCACCCCAAAUUUUCCGGGACAAUGAUGCGCCUCGUUAUUUGCAUGGAUUCCUCGCUCAUAUCGUCGUUUAUGUCGUUUACAUUGCUCUUGUCAUUCUCACUCGUGUGAUUAUUAUGGCCAGAAAUCGAUCCAAGGAGCAGCUUACAAAUGAGCUCUCUCAUGAUGAAGCGUUCCAAGACCUCACAGAUCGCGAGAAUCGGAAUUUUCGAUAUGUUUACUGA
Messenger RNA from Penicillium salamii, 1515 nucleotides. The record is from the annotation of a GenBank genome assembly. Lineage: Eukaryota; Fungi; Ascomycota; Eurotiomycetes; Eurotiales; Aspergillaceae.